Molecule: messenger RNA, 1574 nt
Organism: Serinus canaria (Common canary)
Lineage: Eukaryota; Metazoa; Chordata; Aves; Passeriformes; Fringillidae
Gene: SYT17
Product: synaptotagmin 17
Exons: 8
Coding region: 23-1447 (474 amino acids)
Biological process (GO): regulation of dopamine secretion; cellular response to calcium ion; regulation of calcium ion-dependent exocytosis
Cellular component (GO): membrane
Molecular function (GO): phosphatidylserine binding; clathrin binding; calcium ion binding
Source: RefSeq, a predicted model, not a curated record
GCCCGCGGAGCCCCGCGGAGCCAUGGCGUACAUCCAGUUGGAACCAAUAAAUGAGGGUCUGCUCGCUCGCCUCUCGGAUCUCUUGCUGUGCCGCUGGACCUGCAGGAAUUGCUGUCAGAAGUGUUUUGACUGCAGCUGUUGCCAAACAAAUGAAGAUGAAGUUGAGAUCCUGGGACCUUUUCCUGCUCAGACUCCAGCCUGGCUGAUAAGCAGCCAAAAUGAGGACAAAGAUGGAGACUCUGAUAAUGCAAUCAGCGAGCUGCCUCCCACUCUCCAGGAUGUUUCCCCUGACAGAAGGCGCUCGUCCUCAGACACAUCUCGGUCCACUUACAGCCUCACGCGGCGCAUCUCAAGUCUGGAGUCGAGGAGGCCAAGCUCUCCCCUAAUUGACAUCAAACCCAUCGAGUUUGGAAUAAUUGGAGCUAAGAAAGAAAUAGUUCAGCCAACUAUCCUGCGGAAAACCUACACCCCAGAUGACUAUUUUAGAAAGUUUGAACCAAGGCUGUACUCUCUUGACUCAAACAGUGAUGACAUGGACUCCUUGACAGAUGAGGAGAUCUUGUCCAAGUACCAGCUGGGCAUGCUGCAUUUUAGCACACAGUAUGAUCUGCUGCAUAAUUACCUAAUAGUGAGAGUCAUUGAGGCUAAAGAUCUGCCUCCUCCAAUUUCUUAUGAUGGUUCAAGGCAAGACAUGGCUCACUCCAACCCCUAUGUGAAGAUCUGCCUCCUUCCUGACCAGAAGAACUCCAAGCAGACCGGAGUGAAGCGCAAAACGCAGAACCCGGUGUUUGAGGAGAGGUACACAUUUGAAAUCCCCUUUUUAGAAGCCCAGAGAAGAACUCUGCUUUUAACUGUAGUGGAUUUUGACAAAUUCUCACGCCAUUGUGUUAUUGGCAAAGUGUCAAUGCCCUUGAGCGAUGUCGACCUUGUGAAAGGUGGACACUGGUGGAAAGCCCUUGUGCCUAGUUCUCAGAAUGAAGUGGAGCUGGGAGAGCUGCUAUUGUCACUAAACUACCUACCAAGUGCAGGAAGGCUGAACGUGGACAUCAUUAGAGCAAAACAGCUUCUUCAGACAGACAUGAGCCAAGGUUCAGAUCCCUUUGUGAAAAUUCAGCUCGUUCACGGAUUGAAAUUAACAAAAACCAAGAAGACCUCCUGCAUGAGGGGCACCAUAGAUCCCUUCUACAACGAGUCCUUCAGCUUCAAGGUUCCACAGGAGGAGCUGGAGAAUGCCAGCCUGGUGUUCACAGUGUACGGGCACAACGUGAAGAGCAGCAACGACUUCAUUGGCAGGAUUGUCAUCGGGCAGUACUCGACGGGCGCGCCCGAGUCCAACCACUGGCGCCGCAUGCUGAGCGCGCACCGCACGGCCGUGGAGCAGUGGCACAGCCUGCGCUCCCGCGAGGACUGCGACCGCGUCUCGCCCGCCUCCCUCGAGGUGACAUGAGCCGGGUGACCGACGGCAGCCAGAGCGGGCGGGCGGACGAGAUAAGAACCAAACCGACCACUGAAGCACCCCAACUCAUCCCUGCGCGCACCCCACGGCAGCUCCGUCGGAUUCGUGCUGGCACCCG